Cydia amplana is the source of this 1856-nucleotide messenger RNA. RefSeq lists its product as uncharacterized. The transcript is spliced from 7 exons. The record is from RefSeq and is a predicted model, not a curated record. Gene Ontology annotation, molecular function: metal ion binding. NCBI's taxonomy places the organism in Eukaryota, Metazoa, Arthropoda, Insecta, Lepidoptera, Tortricidae. The coding region runs from base 227 to 1819 and encodes 530 amino acids.
CAACGUGGUAAUAGGAGUGAAUACGAAUGAAAAAACUCUGUGGGUGGAUAUGAAAUGAAAGUCCGCCAUAUCUACACGUCUUUCCAAUAGUGACUUGACUUUCGUAUUAUUUUGUGUUAGAUAGCUCGGUUGUGUAGAUAUUUGUUUUAAUUUAAUUAAUUUUAGUUCGACCAGUGCACGGUACAUGGUGUUCGCGUAACUCGCAGACCUUCGCCGGAAGAUCACCAUGGAAUCCCCAAGAAAAUUCAACGAUUGUUACUUCUACUAUUAUUCCACAUGCACCAAGGGGGACAACUGUGUGUUCCGACAUGAGCCUUCAGCCCUGGGCUGCGAGACCAUGUGCUCGGCCUGGCAGCAGGGCAAGUGCAUGGACAAACGGUGCAAACUCCGCCACAUGGAGCUCAGGAAAAACCGCAAGCAGAUCCCUUGCUACUGGGAGAACCAGCCGGGCGGUUGUCGCAAGAAACACUGCCCGUUCAUGCACAAGAACCCGGACGCUCGCACUGAUGGCAUCGCGCCCAGCCAGCCUAUCCCGCAGCAGCCCAUCGCUGUCGGGCAGGCGGUGCCCGUCGCGGGCGAGAGCGCGGAGCCGGCGCCGGCGCUGGGCGUGGCCGCGCCGCAGCCGCAGCCCCAGCCCGUCCCGCUUUUCUGGCAGCAGCAGCGGCAAGUAGUCCUCGACCCCGCGAUCCUGGACGCGCUGCCGGCGGCGGCGGUGGCGGGCGGGGGCGGGGAGCUGCCGCUGCGGCGCCUGGUGGGCGGCGUGCCGCACGUGGGCGUCCACGCCCCGCACCCGCACCCGCACGUGCACGAGGCUAACCCCUACCUAGGCCAGGACCAGCUAGUCGUCAACUUCGAGGAAGAGUCCGAUAACGAGAGCGCGCCUUCCUCCACGCCCACCAAGGCGGGUCCCUCGCCGCGAGACAAGCAGUCUCAGGAGCUUCUGCUACUCGAGCGUAUUCAGGCCGAGGCUGCCGCCUACUAUAGCUACGAUAACCUCCCGACCGACCCACCCAAAGAUCGCAAGAUCAUCCGCACCAACCUCGCCACCAAGUACGACCGGCUUUCGCUCGACGAACUCGCAGGUAAACAGGCCACGGAGCGACGCACCUCGCUCGAUUUCAAAAUACUCUCCCUGGAGGAAAUCCGCGCUAGAAAGAAAAGCGACGCGAUCGUCCACAGCGCGCCCAUCACGCUCAACUUGAGAAAAAGGAAAUUGUCUACGCAAGAAUCCGUCACGACUACCGGUGAUAAAAUCAUCAAGGUCGUUAGGAGUAAUUCUGUAGUUUACAAAAAGGUCGAUCAUAAUGCGCCUCCGACUAACCAGGCUAAACCGGAACAGAGGCUCAGUGACAGCGACGUUAGCAGGAAACGAACCUUGUCAGAGCAGAGCGACGUCUAUUUGGUCCACGAGAACGAACUAGUAGACAAUUGCCACGAGUUCAAAAAAAUAAAACUAGCUGAAACCACCUCGAAACCUAGACUAAUUAGAAAUAGAAGUAGUAAUAGCGAGGCUAAGGAACCAGUAGCUAAGACGGACGACUCAGACUCGGAAGUACAAAUAGUAAGUAUCGAUAUAUCAGACUGCACAAAUGUAGAUUUAUCUUAUGAUGAAGACAACAGUAAAACCGUAGAACCCGUAGAUGUAGUAGAUCUGAGUGACGACGCGGACGAUUGCGAAGUCACGAUAUCCGACUACGACCUAGGUCUAAUCAAGAACGUUCCAGAUGUAGUCGCUAGUUGCCAAAAGAACUCAAAUUCGGAAAACAUUGAGAGAGAUCUUAUUAGUGACAUAGAUAAUAUUUUGGAUGAUGUGUUAUGAUUUCGGAUUCUAGUCUUAACUAUACGAAAAACGUACA